Homarus americanus (American lobster) is the source of this 1625-nucleotide messenger RNA. Its product is annotated as ras-related C3 botulinum toxin substrate 1-like. The record is from RefSeq and is a predicted model, not a curated record. Lineage: Eukaryota; Metazoa; Arthropoda; Malacostraca; Decapoda; Nephropidae. Gene Ontology annotation, biological process: small GTPase-mediated signal transduction. Gene Ontology annotation, molecular function: GTPase activity; GTP binding.
GGCUCGUUCAAUGAAGAGUACGUCCCCACAGUGUUCGAUAAUUACGCUGGACAAAUAAACGUGGAUGGUAAGGAAUUCAACUACACUCUAUGGGACACUGCCGGCCAGGAAGUCUACGAUAGAUGUCGUGUCCUCUCCUACACUCAGACAAAUAUCUUCCUGGUGUGCUUCAGUCUCGUGAAUCCUGUGUCCUUCCAAAACAUAAGUAAAGUGUGGAUACCGGAAAUAAGGAAGGAGUGUGGCCAGAAAAUUCCCGCUAUUCUCGUUGGGACAAAAUUAGACCUACGAAGUCUCAGUGCUCCCGCAGUAACGGUGACGAAAGCUGAAGGCAAGAAGCUGGCUCGCUCCCUCAAGAUGGACGGAUAUGUAGAAUGCUCUGCCAAGACUAAUACUGGGUGCGAAGACGUAUUUCAGGCUGCAGUUAAGGCCGCCAUCACUCCCAAGCCAGAGGGAAGGUGCAUCCUACUGUGAAGUGUGGUUGCUGUGACAGACUUAUGGUGGUGCUAAACUUGUCUUCUUCACUCUUUGGGAAUGAGAUCUAUUAAGGAUAAACUCCCAUCUCGUGAAAACCAAAAAUGUAUAUUCAUUUUGAUCUAUUUUUUCCUUAAUCACCUGGCACAGUUGUCUACCAGCAGUCAUAUAACACCUGAUCGACCUCAGAACCUCCUUUACAGUAUGAGAACGAGGUCGCCGGUAUCCAACUGAAACGAUGAUAAGUGUGUGUAGAAUGAUGUAUAUAUGGUCUUUGCAAAUAUAUAGUCAACCAGGCAGUAUAUUAUUACAAGGCUUGCAAAUCAAAUUGCUACCCAGAGUUUAACAUAUAGCACUUUCAUUUACUAUGAGGAGCAACAAGAGUUUUUUGUCUGGUUAUUUGCAGAGUAGCGUAUAUUUGGUUGAACGUGUAGCGUCCGUGCUACCACUUGACUAAGGCUAUGUCCCAUAUGAGAGCGAUCUGCGGCAUCGAGUGACCGCACGAGUAAGCGCGGACAAACAUGUGUUUUCUUUUAUGUGUCCCGCGUAGAUGCAUAAAGCGUUCGCGAGGACCAGGAAACGGGAAGUAGAUGCGCGACCUGGAAGCAGCGAUCAAAUCUUUUGAUCGUCGCUUCCCCAGUCGCGCGAGUCCUCGCAUUCUACACCAAACUAACGAAGGCUACACGAGUACAUUCAUUUCCCACUGUUAACAGCUUGAUCUUGCCAAUAAAUAGAUCCUUGUGGAAUAUUAAAGUAUCUGUAAAAUGUUUCUCUUAAAUUCUGUACAGAAGAUUGUAAAGCUUUGUAUAUUCUAGAGGGUUCUGUGUUAUUCUCAACUGUACCUUCUUGAAUUGCGUAUGACUUUGCGUCCAGACCCUCUGUGUCAAUGAAGAUAUUAUGGAAAAGUGCAGCACACUUUGCAAUGUUAACAGUAGUAUUUACCUUCUUUUCGAUAGCUUUAUUUAAAAUUCGCAAUUUACUUGUACAAAUUUCAAAUGUACACCCUACAACACGCCUGGCACGUGACAAUCUGUAAUUAUUUUUUCUUUGUUGAGAAUACAGUAAAACAUAAGAAAAUUAGGAGUCUGCAAUAGGCUGGUUGGCCUGUACAUGGCAGCUCCUGUCGAGAGUUACUACCACUCUCUAUCAUCCAU